Messenger RNA from Sodiomyces alkalinus F11, 969 nucleotides. RefSeq lists its product as hypothetical. Lineage: Eukaryota; Fungi; Ascomycota; Sordariomycetes; Glomerellales; Plectosphaerellaceae. The coding region runs from base 1 to 969 and encodes 322 amino acids. The transcript is spliced from 8 exons. The record is from RefSeq and is a predicted model, not a curated record.
AUGCAUGGUCAACAAGGAGUUUCUGGCGGGGUUAUUGAAGGGAGCGUGAGCCAUGGUUUUGUGGGCGGAUAUGUUUGCUUUCUCAAUGUAUUUGUCGGGCACAAUGCGUUGCAUAUAUGGUUUACGGGAAGAAAUUCGAUCAUGAUCACCACACCUGCUACCUUGGCCUGCUACCUUGGUUCUGUCUACCGUCUUCAGGUCUUCAGGCAAAGCCUGCCCAGAUUGUUGAGGACAUUGAAUGGUCGCCAGAAGCACGAAGCCAUCUAUUCUUCGCAGCACACACGAGAAAGCUCUCUGUCCUUUCGCACCCUCGGACCCUCUCACGGCAUUCCUCUCUCACGCAUGUCUGACCGACCAUCCCUCUUUCUUCUUGUUCGCCGCUCGACAUUUGACCAUAAGAGAGCCGGGCUAUCUAUCUCUAGCGGUGGGGUCAGGGGAAGGGGAGUGCGCCGGGCCAACGGGGACAUAAUCACGGCAGGCGGUGAGAUGCCUAACAACUCAAAGUCCGACCUGCUAAGCUUUCUCCUGGUGGCUCCAGUUGCUUCUACACUGUACCUCGACCACAUGGAGGCACGUUCCUUGACCUCUGCGCCCAUCAUUGGGCGCAAAACUCUUCUCGGUCGCCAGAGGCUGGGUGACGUGCUCACCGUAUGCGGGUCCUCCCACCUGGUCAGCAUCGCCGCCAGCAAUGUCAGGUUUAAUGUCAAGACACAGCAUCCUUCAUUCCCCCGCCUCUUUGCCGUCUGGAUUUCUAGUCUCUCCCUCUGGCACGUACAGCUGUCUCCAUGGGCCGAUGGCACCAUGCCCCUGUUCCUGUCGAUUUUCUCUUUCCUCUUUCAGGCAGGUCCAAUAUUGCUGCCGGCGAUACACAUGUCCAUAUUCUUGUCAGUGCCUCUCCGGAUACUGAGGAACAUUCUCUGUCGUUCUCAGCACGUCCUUUGGCAGGUUUCGGACAACACAAAUGGCUAA